CUGUCUGAUUGCCUGCACUGUGGACUCUCUCAGCAGCGUUGUGGGCUGGAAACAGCAAUGCGAAGAUGGCUGCAGACCUGGGGGAGCUGCUAGUCCCUUUUAUGCCCACGAUCAGAGUCCCUAGAAUAGGGGACAGGGUAUUCAAGAGUGAAUGUGCCUUUUCCUACGAUUCUCCAGAAUCAGAAGGUGGCCUGUAUGUGUGCAUGAACACUUUUUUAGGAUUUGGACGGGAACAUGUUGAAAGACACUAUCGAAAAACAGGCCAGUGUGUGUACAUGCAUCUGAAACGCAACUUCAAAGAGAAAGCCACAGGUGCCUCUGGGGGGGCUAUACCACAGAGAAGAAAUGGAAAAGUAUUUUUAGAUUUAGACCUGAACUGCGACUUUAAUGGGGACGAUUACGAAUACGAAGACGAAGCCAGGCUUGUCAUAUUUCCAGACCACUAUGAGAUCCCCUUACCAAAUAUUGAAGAGUUGCCUGCACUGGUGACUAUAGCGUGUGACGCGAUACUCAAUGCCAAAUCUCCCUACAGAAGGCAGGAGCCUGAUUCGUGGGAUGAUGAAAUUCAGGUCUCGAAACACGCCAGCGGCUUAAGACAGCUGGACAACGGGGUCAGAAUACCACCCAGUGGCUGGAAAUGCUCCAAGUGCGAGCUUCGGGAGAACCUGUGGGUGAACCUGACGGAUGGCUCGGUUUUGUGUGGGAAGUGGUUCUUCGAUGGCAACGGAGGAAACGGGCACGCUCUGGAGCACUACCGGGAAACAAACUACCCCCUGGCCGUCAAACUGGGAACCAUCACCCCCGAUGGAGCAGACGUGUAUUCGUUUGAUGAAGAGGAGGCAGUACUUGACCCCCAUUUAGCAGAACACUUGGCACACUUUGGGAUUGAUAUGCUUCAAAUGCAAAAGACAGAGAACGGCUUCACAGACAGUGGUGUCAGCCCGCGGAUCAGUGAGUGGGAGGUGAUCCAGGAGUCAGGGUCGAAGCUCAAACCUGUGUACGGCUCCGGUUACACUGGUAUCAAGAACCUGGGAAACAGCUGCUACCUCGGAACCACCAUGCAGGUCCUCUUCAGCAUCCCUGAAUUCCAGCGAGCGUAUGUUGGCAAUCUCCAGCGGAUAUUUGACUAUUCACCUCUUGAUCCCACACAGGAUUUCAACACGCAGAUGGCAAAGCUGGGCCAUGGUCUUCUUUCAGGCCAGUACUCCAAACCACCAGUGAAAUCAGAGCUCAUUGAACAGGUGAUCAAAGAAGAACACAAGCACCAGCAGAAAGGGAUUUCCCUAAAGAUGUUCAAAGCCUUGACAAGUAAAGGCCACCCGGAGUUCUCUUCCAGCAGACAGCAAGACGCACAGGAGUUCUUCCUUCACUUGAUAAACCAGGUGGAGAGAAACAGCGAAGGCUCAGAGAAUCCCAGUGAUGUGUUCCGGUUCCUGGUGGAAGAACGAACCCAGUGCUGUCAGUCCAGAAUGGUCCGAUACACGCAGCGCGCUGACAACAUCAUGCAACUUCCUGCGCCCAUGGAAGCUGCAGUAAACAAGGAGGAGUUAAUAGCCUAUGAAGCGAAACGUCAGGAGGCUGAAGUGAGCAGGAGAUCGCCCCCGCCAGCGGUCCGGGCCAGGAUUCCAUUCAGUGCCUGUUUGCAGGCCUACACAGAGCCGGAGAACGUGGACGACUUCUGGAGCAGUGCUCUGCAGGCCAAGUCUGCUGGAGUCAAAACAUCUCGCUUUAAAUCAUUUCCUGAAUACUUGGUUAUACAGAUAAAGAAGUUUACCUUUGGGUUGGACUGGGUGCCUAAGAAAUUAGAUGUUUCUAUAGAAAUGCCAGACUUGCUGGACAUCACUCACCUCCGUGCCACUGGGUUACAGCCAAAAGAGGAGGAGCUUCCAGACAUUGCUCCGCCCAUUGUUGUUCCAGAUGAACCCAAAGAUCAUUUGAUGAAUAAUUUCAUGGACUCUCCAGAAAUCGAUGAGUCUGCAGUGAUGCAGCUCGCUGAAAUGGGCUUCCCCCUCGAAGCCUGUCGCAAGGCGGUUUACUACACAGGAAACAUGGGGGCUGAAGUGGCCUUCAACUGGGUUAUAGCCCACAUGGAGGAGCCCGAAGGAAACAGUAACAGAAACCCUGGAAGUAAUCAGCAGCAGGACUUUGCUGAGCCGUUGGUGGUUGCUGGGUUUAGUGAGAUUGACUCUUCAUUGUCGGCAGCGGUUCCUGUGGCUGACAACCAGCCUCCAGAGGAGAGUGUAGCCAUCCUUACAUCCAUGGGCUUUCCCAGGUACCAGGCCUUGCAGGGCCUGAAGGCAACGAACAACAAUCUGGAGCAUGCGUUAGACUGGAUCUUUACUCACCCAGACAGUGAAGAGGAGAGUGAGGCAGCCUCAGACAUCGCUGAUCCAGAGGGCAACGCCAACGCCAGUGCCAGUGCCAACGCCACAGCCGACAAUGAGCCAAAUGGACCGCGGGUUAGGGAUGGGCCUGGCAGAUACGAGCUGUUUGCCUUCAUUAGCCAUAUGGGAAGAUCCACAAUGUGUGGCCACUAUGUGUGUCACAUCAAAAAGGAGGGAAGAUGGGUAAUCUACAAUGACCACAAAGUAUGUCUGUCAGAAAGACCCCCCAAAGACCUGGGCUACAUCUACUUUUACCACCGGAUACCCAGCUAGGCCGCAGUCCUCUCAGACGGCUGCAGACAGCCACAGUCUUCUUGCCAACUGGAAACGGCAACAAAGAAAAACAAUCUAAAGACUGAACAAGGGAAGAAGCUGUGAAUUCUGCAAGUAACUUAUCGAAAGAAAGAAGCUAAAAAACACAGCAAAGGGAUGCCUGGUAAAAGAGAGAAAGGCCUUUUAUUCAUGAAUUGUAUUUGUCAGAAGCAGAGGUUUAUAGGAAAUGUGUGCAAUCUGGUUACUGGAAAACAGCAAUAGCAUGUUAACAUACAUAUCAGAAGCUUUCAUUAUUGUUUUUCAGGGGUUUUCUACACCUUUUCUUUAAACUGAAAAGGGAGCCUUCAUUUAUACACAGAGUCCUGUUUGUGUGUUUUUUUUUUUUACCUGUGUGUGAAGACGACUUGUACCGAUGUCAUGUGUCACUGAAUUUCAGCGUUGAAGCAACACAAGUGCCAAAGCUCUGUAGAUACAUCUUCUUGAUCCAUCAAGCAGGUUGUCUAGUGCGCAGUUAAAGCUGUUGCCUUAUCAGAAUAUCAAUGGUGUUCAAAAAAUAACAGCUAGUCAUAAAAGCACUUUAAAAUAUCCACACACAUUUAUCUUGACCUUUUCUAUCAUUUUAUUUUUUAUGUAUUUUUGAAAUGCACACUUUACCGGUAAAUAUAUGGUUUCAGAUUCAGAUUUUUCAAUGGGGCUGUAUUACUAUGUUGAAACUUAAACUUUAAAAUAUUUUUUCUUUCUGGACACUUCGAGCAAUAAUUUUGAAAUUACAUGGUACAAUUGUAUUGAGAGUUUAAAUGCCAGGGACAAGUGUUAGGGUGAUUCCUUCUUUUAAGGUCCUAGUUAUUAAUAAUAAAAAAAGUUAGUUACUGCAAGUGCCGCUCUACUCUGGACUUGAUUUCAGUCAUUUGGUGACGGUUGCUGUGCUACGCUGAGGAAGCCGUUGUGAUGUCUCUAUAUAGCCAAAGUGAAUGGUGUGCUUGUGUACCGCAGGAUAUACAGAUUAGGAAUCCUAAUGAAAGGCAAUGCGCAAAUGAUCACCUGUACUGUACUGUAGCUGAACUCCAAUGCUAAUAUUCAAAGGCUGCGUUGAUGAAGGCUUUGAUCAUUCUGUUUGUGAUAAAUACAACUUUGUUCCAACAGAGUUGCCUGACGUGGGCUUCGAAAUCAGGUGUAAUAUUUUCAGCACAGGACUUUACACAGGGCAACUCACCUGCCACUUGGUGCUUUUGUUUCUGGUUUUUCUUCCAGAACUCAAUAUGUGUGUAUUUUCAUUUUCUGCCUUGGCACUUUUCUUAUUUGAAUGUAUUCCUUAUGGUGCUGAGAGCUACAGGUACAAUCAGAUAACAGCAAAGAGAAUCUGAGGACUUCACUGACUCCUUUUAACAGUUUUGCAUUUCAGCAGUUUGGAGAGGAGGUCUUGAUAUUUAUUCAGAUAUUAAUAUCAGUACUUUUACAUUAUCGCAAGUCAUCGCAGCAUCAUUUCUAUUGCAACCAUUAGCUGUGCCAUCUGAAGAGGGGGAUCCAGUGUAGAAGGUUUGAAAACCACUGAUUUAAACAGUAUUAUCGUAUAAAAAUGCAUUGUAUCAGUAAUGUUAAUUAGGAGUAUUUAAUGCAAUAAUGGUUUUUAUAUAACAUGUCCUUAAUCUAUUUUUUACCCUAUACUUCAUCUUUCUUGGGUUAAGCAAUCACUAUAGUAUCAGACAUCUAUAUAAUAUAAUAAGACAUAAUAUCAUUUAGGUCAGCAGACCCCCAAAUCUGGGAGCACAAAUACAAUACUGUAGCUUAAACAAGCAAUGCAGCAUAGCAGAAUGGAGACGAAUGGAGACUAAACACACAUUGUACAGUAUGCUGUGCAUGUUGUAAGCAACAUAUUAAACUUGAAGUUACCGCUGUUGUUUCCUCUCAGUGAGGAGUGCCCUGUGCUUUUGGUCACCUGUUGUGGUUUUUAAAGACCUACCUAAGUCACAGAUUUGAAAAGACAUGCUUAAUUAGGAUGGCACAUUCCUAAAAAUGUAAAUUGCAAAAGAAAAGGAAAGAUUGCAAUCAAACAAACUCACAGAUUGCUUCAUCUCAAACCCAUCCCAGCCACAUUCUGAUGUUAAGCUUGCUGUCAGAUGGAUAUUCUUAAAAGCACUAAACUGCUAGUUAGCUUUUGCAUACAGAAUAAUCUGAAAAUAAAAUAAUCUAAAUGUAAAAAUGUGUUUUUAAAUAUAUUUUUUUAUCAAUUUUUAUGAUUGAGAAAUCCAUUAUAAAUAAUAAUGCAUUUGCAGUGAACCCUCACCCAAAUGGUACAAGAUUACAUAUCUACACACAAUUUUGAAAAUAAAACUGUUCCAAUGAUGUACUGCACUGUUGAGCAUCCUCAAUGCCAUAGUCCCUUUAAGAAACAUAUUACAAAAUGUUACAAAAAAACUGAUUUCUUUGCUUUAUAAUCUGCACAUGCACUAAAGUUUGACAAUGGUCAUUUAAAAUGUAAACCUUUUUUUCACAGAAAUUUUGUUCACUUGUUUUUAUUUAUUUAAUGUUAUUAAUUCUUGUGAUUUUUUUUUUUUUUGCAAUCACAAAAUUGUGCCAGUCCCACAGUUUUUAUUUAGUUAAGUUCUGGGUCCUCAAGUAGUCUACAAUGCUUUCUUUUACUUUUUUUAAAUAGCAAAAAAAAAAAACACUAUAAGAAUUGCUUCAUAAAAAAAACUGUAUUUUAAUGUGUAUGUAUCUUGACUGGUUUAUUAUGAUGGUGACAUCCAUGGUGGUUGCUGUAUGAUCCAUAUGCUACAUAUCAUGAGUAUUAUAAAAAAAUAAAUAAAUAAAUAACACUAAUAAAUAAAACUGGAAAAUACCAAAUAAAAUCACUGGUGCUGCUUAUUUGUGGCAUUGGGGUAGUUCAAAUAAUAAUUUUAAAAA
Acipenser ruthenus (sterlet) is the source of this 5561-nucleotide messenger RNA. Its product is annotated as ubiquitin carboxyl-terminal hydrolase 13-like. NCBI's taxonomy places the organism in Eukaryota, Metazoa, Chordata, Actinopteri, Acipenseriformes, Acipenseridae. Gene Ontology annotation, biological process: protein deubiquitination. The record is from RefSeq and is a predicted model, not a curated record. Gene Ontology annotation, molecular function: protein binding; zinc ion binding; cysteine-type deubiquitinase activity. The coding region runs from base 66 to 2657 and encodes 863 amino acids. The transcript is spliced from 22 exons.